AAAAAUCUCCAAGCUGUUAGAGUAACAGCAACCUGAGGAAGAGGAAGAAGAAGAAGGAACAACACAAUGAGUAGCAAAGCUCUACUUUUCUCUUUCUCUCCUCCUUCACCUUCUUCCUCCCCACAAUCCCGCACCAGAACCACCCAUUCCCCCUACCCGUUCCCAUCCCACUUCCUCUCCCGCCGGAGGGGAGCAGGAAAGGUUUGGGCGGAUGUCAAGUCCGAGAAGCAGGUGCCUGAAUCCUCCAGUAAGUACCAGGAUCUAUCGCUUCACAAGAAAGUUGCACGUGCUUUGGAUAUUGGUGAAGAUGUGGAAGAUGAAGAAACAUUAUCAUUUUCACCAUGGUGGGAGGUUUUUCCGAAAAGAUGGGUUAUUGUUAUUCUUUGUUUCUCAGCUUUUCUUCUAUGUAACAUGGAUAGAGUAAAUAUGAGUAUUGCUAUACUUCCUAUGUCGGCAGAGUACAACUGGAACCCAACCACUGUAGGUUUAGUACAGUCUUCUUUCUUUUGGGGAUACCUUCUCACUCAGAUUGCUGGUGGAAUAUGGGCCGACACAGUGGGAGGAAAGCAGGUUUUGGGAUUUGGCGUCGUCUGGUGGUCCAUUGCUACAAUCCUCACUCCCGUAGCUGCCAAACUCGGGUUGCCUUUCCUACUAGUUGCCCGUGCAUUCAUGGGAGUUGGUGAGGGGGUUGCUAUGCCGGCCAUGAAUAAUAUUCUUUCGAAAUGGGUUCCUGUGGCAGAGAGAAGUAGAUCAUUAGCUCUGGUAUACAGUGGCAUGUACCUUGGAUCAGUCACCGGACUCGCCUUUUCCCCUUUCCUAAUUCAUCAGUAUGGAUGGCCGUCGGUGUUUUACUCCUUUGGUUCUCUAGGGACUGUUUGGUUUUGUAUAUGGCUUAAUAAGGCACAUAGUUCACCACUUGAUGACCCUGAAAUGCUGCCAGCAGAAAAGAAGUUGAUUGCUACAAACGGUAUGUCCAAGGAUCCUGUGAAGGAAAUACCUUGGAGAUUAAUUUUGUCAAAACCACCCGUCUGGGCCCUGAUAGUUUGCCACUUUUGCCACAACUGGGGAACUUUCAUUCUUCUUACAUGGAUGCCAACAUACUAUAACCAAGUGUUGAAGUUCAAUCUUACAGAAUCUGGACUAUUUUGUGUUUUACCAUGGCUCACAAUGGCAAUUUCUGCAAAUUUUGGUGGUUGGAUUGCAGACACUCUUGUGACCCGAGGUGUAUCUGUUACAACGGUCCGCAAGAUAAUGCAAACAGUUGGGUUUCUAGGUCCUGCUUUUUUCUUGACUCAAUUGAGCCACAUUCAUUCUCCUGUGAUGGCUGUUUUGUGUAUGACUUGCAGUCAGGGAACAGACGCAUUCUCUCAGUCUGGAUUAUAUUCAAACCAUCAAGAUAUAGCCCCUCGAUAUUCUGGGAUAUUGCUCGGUCUAUCCAACACCGCUGGAGUACUGGCUGGUGUUCUUGGAACAGCAGCAACAGGUUACAUUCUACAGCAUGGCUCAUGGGACGAUGUUUUCAAGGUUUCAGUUGGGCUGUAUUUGGUUGGAACCGUAGUGUGGAACCUUUUUUCGACUGGUGAAAAGAUCAUAGACUAACAUACCGUGACCGAUAAUUGAUACUUUCUCAUGCAAGUACAUAUAGAUACAUCUCGAGUACUUUCUCACCGAAGGAGGACUAAGAACAGAAAAGAGUUCAAUCACGAAGCAACUCAUUUCAUCGGAAAUUUAUGCCCGACAAAAUGGUAUAUUUUGUGGAUAGCGCGUUUCGUUGGCCUCGAUAGAUGGAUUGGAUUAGCUUUAUUUAAUCCAGAUGUAUCUUUUAUACUGUUUUUCCCAUAUUUGGUGGGAAGUUCAUAGUGAUUUCUUAAAUUAACACAUCCUAUACGUGUAAAUAUAAUUUCCAAACCAACACAUCAAUUUUGUGACAAUGAAUCAAGAAAAGUAGUCUAUGUAGUAUUCUUCAUGGAGCUUCUUUUGUCUUUC
Molecule: messenger RNA, 1986 nt
Organism: Vicia villosa (hairy vetch)
Lineage: Eukaryota; Viridiplantae; Streptophyta; Magnoliopsida; Fabales; Fabaceae
Product: sodium-dependent phosphate transport protein 1, chloroplastic-like
Exons: 10
Coding region: 67-1599 (510 amino acids)
Biological process (GO): transmembrane transport
Molecular function (GO): transmembrane transporter activity
Source: RefSeq, a predicted model, not a curated record